Molecule: messenger RNA, 1146 nt
Organism: Periconia digitata
Lineage: Eukaryota; Fungi; Ascomycota; Dothideomycetes; Pleosporales; Periconiaceae
Source: the annotation of a GenBank genome assembly
UAGUAAGGCUUCUUUCUUGACCCCCUCCAUUGAGUGUUUUUCACGGGAUAUAACGCGCAUCUCAUCACCGUCCAUGUCACUUGUACGGGUAUGGGGGAAGCAGGAGGGAACUCACAAAUCCAUCAACAUUGUCAACAUCGAUCCCAUCGCAUUUCUUUUGCCCCGCUAAUUCCACCCUCUCCUUCAUAAUCUUUCUGAUGCCUUCACUAUCCAACUUCACCCACUUCUCGCCAGGCCAUCCAUCCAACUCCUUGCCCAAGUCCGCCUCCGCAAACUCCUCCGAGUCCGGCCGCCCAGGCUCAUAGCUUCCUCCGCUGAAAUAGCACAACACCUUCUUUCCCAGCCGGUGUAAUGUGUCUAUUGUUUCCACGGGCGUUUCGAAGAGAUCGAUAUCGUAGAUGGAUACAUUUGGUGUGACGGAUUCCGCGCUCUUGGAAAGCUCGAUCUUAUUCUGCAGGAUGAUUUGCCAGGUAUCGUUAGGUUUCGGAGUCCAGAGGGGGCUUGAGGAUGGAGUCGAAAGCGGAGGAGAGAGCUAUGACUGUGAUGACGAUUGGAGUGAUGACGAGGGCUUUCUUGCGGAGCGUCCAGGGCUUUUUCGUUCGCGGCUUGGUGUCUUCCAUCCUUUCCUCCCCCCUUUCUUCGCCGUGCAGAUGGAUAGAGAGUCUUGAUUUCGGGAUUUAUAUAACAGAGGUGUAGACGGCGAUACUAAGUAUGCUCGAAACUCUAUCACUUUGUUCCUGGCUUCUGAACGAGCGCGGGCGGAAGCUCUACUGGAAAGGGAAGAAGCGAUCGCUGGAUGGAACUUCUGCGGCUGUGUCAGCCUCGCUUCCUAGUCGAUAGUUUUCCUUAGCUAUGGAACAUUUAGGCUCUGUGAAUCCUUCUUGCUUUACUGGAUCUCUGGUCCCGUUCUUUACGCACAAGCCAAUAUGAUCUCUCAGGAGCUCAAAUCGCUUCAACUUGUUCACUGCCCUCACAAACAGCAAACUACAAGCACAGCCACUCACUCGAACACAGAGUGUCAUCCAUUUCAUUUACGUAAAACCUUCGCUCACACCCACACCCACACCCACACCUUCACAGAAACAGGACAUCCCACGCGAAGUAAACACUCACACCCGGCGAGUCCCGCGAGAUCCUUCUUUCUUU